This is a messenger RNA of Erinaceus europaeus (western European hedgehog), 1552 nucleotides long. RefSeq names its product chitinase domain containing 1 (gene CHID1). The transcript is spliced from 12 exons. Gene Ontology annotation, biological process: carbohydrate metabolic process. The coding region runs from base 86 to 1537 and encodes 483 amino acids. Gene Ontology annotation, cellular component: extracellular region. NCBI's taxonomy places the organism in Eukaryota, Metazoa, Chordata, Mammalia, Eulipotyphla, Erinaceidae. Gene Ontology annotation, molecular function: chitin binding; oligosaccharide binding. The record is from RefSeq and is a predicted model, not a curated record.
GGGUGGGGGAGGCCCCACGCCACAACGCCCCCGUGCCCGCUCGUCCGCAGCCCCCUGGAGCCCGCCCUGGGAGCCUUCCUCAGCCAUGAGGACACUGCUUGGAGCACUGUGGGUCAUUCUGGCCUGCGGCUCCGUCCACACCACCCUGUCCAAGUCAGACGCCAAAAAGGCCGCCUCCAAGACGCUGCUGGAAAAGACCCAGCUCUCGGACAGGCCAGUGCAGGAGCGGGGCCUGGUGGCGGCGGACGUCCGGGUCGAGGACGUGGUUCUAGAGCAUCGCAGCUACUGCGCGGCCAGGGCCCGGGAGCGGCUCUUCCCCGGGGAGGUGCUGGGCUACGUCACUCCGUGGAACAGCCACGGCUAUGACGUGGCCAAGGUCUUCGGUGCCAAGUUCACCCAGAUCUCGCCCGUGUGGCUGCAGCUGAAGCGGCGUGGCCGGGAGAUGUUCGAGGUCACAGGCCUCCACGACGUGGACCAAGGGUGGAUGCGGGCCGUCAGGAAGCAGGCCAGAGGCCUCCGCAUCGUGCCGAGGCUCCUGUUUGAGGACUGGACGCACGAGGAUUUCCGUAGUGUCCUGGACAGUGAGGACGAGAUCGAGGAGCUGGGCCGGACGGUGGUGCAGGUGGCCAAGAGCCAGCACUUUGAAGGCUUCGUGGUGGAGGUGUGGAGUCAGCUGCUAAGCCAGAAGCGUGUAGGCCUCAUCCACAUGCUCACCCACCUGGCCGAGACUCUGCACCAGGCCCGGCUGCUGGCUGUCCUGGUCAUCCCGCCAGCACUCGCCCCUGGGACCGAGCAGCCUGGCACGUUCACCCACAAGGAGCUGCAGCAGCUGGCCCCCGUGCUGGACGGCUUCAGCCUCAUGACGUACGACUAUCCCAACGGGCUACAGCCCGGCCCCAAUGCACCCCUGUCCUGGGUGCGAGCCUGCGUCCAGGUGCUGGACCCCAAGGCCCAGUGGCGGAGCAAGAUUCUGCUGGGCCUGAACCUGUACGGCGUGGACUAUGCCGCGUCCAGGGAUGCCCGUGAGCCGGUGGUGGGCACCAGGUACAUCCAAAUGCUGAAGGAGCACAGGCCCCACCUGCUGUGGGACAGCCAGGCCGCCGAGCAUGUCUUCGAGUACAAGAAGAGCCGCGGCGGGAAGCAUGUGGUCUUCUACCCGACUCUGAAGGGUCGGGGGGGUCCGAGUGACACCCCCGCUGCAGUCCGUGCAGGUGCGGCUGGAGCUGGCUCGGGAGCUGGGUGUCGGCGUGUCUAUGUGGGAGCUGGGCCAGGGCCUGGACUACUUCUACGACCUGCUCUAGACGCCGGGCCAGGUGGCCGGACUCGGGGACGCACUGGGCAGCUGGCCCGGGACUUACAGCCAGAAUACAGCCCUGUGCACGUGCCUCACACCGUGUGUGCUGUGGUCUCUGUGUGGUGCUGGCGAGGGGCCCGGGAGCUGGUGGCCAGCGCUCACCGCGGCUGGACAGCAGGCCCAGAUGACACCGGCGUGAGCAGGGGCCCUGCCCAAGGACACCCCGAGCCCCAGGGUGACUGACUCAGCACCCCCAGU